This is a messenger RNA of Oryza brachyantha (malo sina), 2007 nucleotides long. Its product is annotated as endoglucanase 17. Gene Ontology annotation, biological process: carbohydrate metabolic process. The record is from RefSeq and is a predicted model, not a curated record. Gene Ontology annotation, molecular function: hydrolase activity, hydrolyzing O-glycosyl compounds. The coding region runs from base 149 to 1651 and encodes 500 amino acids. Lineage: Eukaryota; Viridiplantae; Streptophyta; Magnoliopsida; Poales; Poaceae. The transcript has 7 exons.
CCCCAGCAUCACUCGGCUCAGCUCAGCUCCUCUAUUAAUUCCUCCCCGACUCAACCGCCGGUGCACAGCACCAACCAACUAAAACCACCACCACCCCCCCCGCCGCCGGCACAGAGCCACACUCUUGCGGCGCGUUCUGUUGGCGGCAAUGGCGGCGGCGGCGGGCAGCGCUGUGCUGCUGAUGCUGACACUCGUGGCGGCCGCGACGUCGGUGUCGGGGCAGCACGACUACAGCGACGCGCUCCGCAAGAGUAUCCUCUUCUUUGAGGGCCAGCGCUCCGGCCGGCUGCCACCCGACCAGCGCCUCCGCUGGCGCCGUGACUCCGCCCUCAACGACGGCGCCACCGCCGGCGUGGACCUGACGGGAGGGUACUACGACGCCGGCGACAACGUGAAGUUCGGGUUCCCGAUGGCGUUCACGGCGACGCUCAUGUCGUGGGGGCUGAUCGACUUCGGGCGGAGCUUCGGCGCGCACAAGGCGGAUGCGAGGAAGGCGGUGCGGUGGGCGACGGACUACCUGAUGAAGGCGACGGCGACGCCCAACACGGUGUACGUCCAGGUCGGCGACGCCUUCCGCGACCACUCCUGCUGGGAGCGUCCCGAGGACAUGGACACCCCCCGCACCAUCUACAAGGUCGACCCCGCCCACCCCGGCUCCGACGUCGCCGCUGAGACCGCCGCCGCCCUCGCCGCCGGCUCCAUCGUCUUCCGCGACGCCGACCCGGCCUACUCCAAGAGCCUCCUCGACCGCGCCAUCGAGGUGUUCGAGUUCGCGGACAAGUACAGGGGCCCCUACAGCAGCAGCCUGCACGCGGCCGUGUGCCCCUGCUACUGCGACUACUCCGGAUACAAGGACGAGUUGCUGUGGGGCGCGGCGUGGCUGCACAAGGCGUCGCGGCGGCGGGAGUACAGGGAGUACAUCAAGCGGAACGAGGUGGUGCUCGGCGCCAGUGAGGCCAUCAACGAGUUCGGCUGGGACAACAAGCACGCCGGCAUCAACGUCCUCAUCUCCAAGGAGGUCCUGAUGGGGAAGGACGAGUACUUCCAGUCCUUCCGCGUGAACGCGGACAACUUCAUCUGCACCCUCCUCCCCGGCAUCUCUAAUCAUCCCCAGAUCCAGUACUCACCAGGUGGUCUGCUGUUCAAGGUGGGCAACAGCAACAUGCAGCACGUGACGUCGCUGUCGUUCCUCCUGCUCGCCUACUCCAACUACCUCAGCCACGCCAGCGUCCGCGUCCCGUGCGGCACCUCCUCCGCCUCCCCCGUCCAGCUCCGCCGCGUCGCCAAGCGCCAGGUGGACUACAUCCUGGGGGACAACCCGCUGCGGAUGUCGUACAUGGUCGGGUACGGGGCGAGGUACCCGCUACGGAUCCACCACCGGGCGAGCUCGCUGCCGUCGGUGUCGGCGCACCCGGCGCGGAUCGGGUGCAAGGCCGGGGCGUCCUACUACGCCAGCGCGUCCCCGAACCCGAACCUCCUGGUGGGCGCCGUCGUCGGCGGGCCGACCAACACCAGCGACGCCUUCCCCGACGCGCGGGCCGUGUUCCAGCAGUCCGAGCCCACCACGUACAUCAACGCGCCCCUGCUCGGCCUCCUCGCCUACUUCUCCGCCCACCCCAACCUGGCCCAGUCCGACCUCGCCAACGACUGAAGUCGCGUGGGUACCCGUUUUGCCCUGGGCCGAAUUCUACCGAUUCAUCCUAGAAUGUAUUGUAUUGUGUUGUUGGUGUAGUAGCCUAGUAGGGUGUGCCGAUCCUUUCCUGUAAAAAAUGGCAGGAACGGGGAUUGGUCCUAGUGUAUGGUCGACUGGUUGUACCUGUAGUCCUUGUAUCCCUAGCUGCUUAGUGGUAGUAGCGUUUUAGCAUAUGCUGGAUGAGAUGUCUUAUUGGCAUUAGACAUCCAUCUGGCUCUGCAAUGCAUUCUGUUCGCCUAUCUACGCCACGAAUCCUUGUCAAGUGUGUCCAGUUCCGGAAUUAGUGCCAGAAUUAAGAUUUAAGCUAAGCACCU